Messenger RNA from Camponotus floridanus (Florida carpenter ant), 2274 nucleotides. Its product is annotated as bifunctional 3'-phosphoadenosine 5'-phosphosulfate synthase. The transcript is spliced from 7 exons. Gene Ontology annotation, biological process: sulfate assimilation; 3'-phosphoadenosine 5'-phosphosulfate biosynthetic process. Bases 299 to 2182 code for a protein of 627 amino acids. The record is from RefSeq and is a predicted model, not a curated record. Gene Ontology annotation, molecular function: sulfate adenylyltransferase (ATP) activity; ATP binding; adenylylsulfate kinase activity. NCBI's taxonomy places the organism in Eukaryota, Metazoa, Arthropoda, Insecta, Hymenoptera, Formicidae.
CAUAUAUAUAAUUAAUGCAUGUGUAUUUAAGAUUUCUGUCAAUGUAUAAUGAAAGCGACUUUCUUCAUACUUUCUCGCUUUUAACAGUUUACGUUUUAUACAAGAGAUCAGUUUUCUACAGUCCAUCGCAUGCUUUAAAUGUCGUGUCGUGUCUCACGCUAAUUCGUUAAUUGUCAUACAGGAAAAGAGUAUAAUUAUAUUAUUAAUUAUAAUAAUUAUUAACUAUAAUAAUUACACUAUUAACUAUUUAAGCAAAAAGAGAUAAAUAAGAGAAUAAACGAAGUGUCUAUCUGGAAAUAUGGGAAUCUUUACGCGAUCAGUUUUGGAAAUUUCGGAUUCUCCGAAAGAGGCGCUGGCAAUGGCAACUAACGUAUCGUCACAGAUACAUCAUGUGUCUAGAGCGAAACGGGGACAAGCAAUCGGCUCUGUCCGAGGAUUUUGUGGGUGUACAAUUUGGAUGACAGGGCUUUCCGGUGCCGGGAAAACUUCCAUUUCUUUUCGACUUGAAGAAUAUCUUGUUUCUCAAGGAAUUCCUGCGUACAGCUUGGAUGGCGACAACAUACGCACUGGUCUGAAUAGUAAUCUGGGCUUCAGCAAAGAGGACCGCGAAGAGAAUGUGCGUCGUGUCGCCGAAGUCGCGAGGCUCUUCGCGGAUGCUGACAUCAUCACCCUCUGUAGCUUCGUAUCGCCGUUCGCGGAGGAUCGGAAAAUGGCACGCGAGAUUCACAGAAAUGCCGAUUUGUCCUUCUUCGAGGUAUUUGUCGAGGCGUCUCUUGAGGUAUGCGAGUCCCGCGACGUCAAGGGGCUUUAUAAAAAGGCGCGCCAGGGUAUCAUAAAGGGUUUCACCGGUAUCGAUCAGAAUUACGAUGUGCCGAUCACGCCUGAUCUCAUCGUCAACACAGAGAAUGCCACCGUUCAACAAUCCACCGAUCUCGUUAUCGAUUUUCUCCAGCGCAAACAUGUUAUACCAAAAUUGGACGACUCUAAGCAACCUUUCCAGGAGCUGUUCGUGAAGGAGGAUAGAUUAGAAGAUGUCCGAAAGGAAAUGAGAACUCUUCCAGCCUUGGAGAUCGGAGAGAUAGAUGUGCAAUGGGUCCAAGUUCUUGCUGAAGGAUGGGGGACACCUCUAAAAGGAUUUAUGAGGGAGCAUGAAUAUCUUCAAACGCAACAUUUCAAUUGUCUAUAUGAAAACGGAGUUCAAAUCAAUCAAUCAAUACCCAUUGUUCUUGCCAUAAGUACCGUCGAUAAAGAACGCUAUUUCGAUGCAAAUGCGCUUGUUCUCAGAUAUCAAGGUAAAAAUCUUGCAAUAUUGCGCAAUCCGGAAUUUUACCAUCACCGUAAGGAAGAACGUUGCUGUCGACAAUUCGGCACAAACGAUUCUAGACAUCCGUAUGUUCGAAUAAUUCGGGAAUCCGGCGACUGGUUGGUUGGCGGCGACUUGGAAGUGGUUGAAAGAAUUCGAUGGAACGAUGGUCUGGAUCAUUACAGACUCACGCCUAACGAGAUCAGGAUCAGGUGUCAGGAGAUUGGCGCCGACGCGGUUUUUGCUUUCCAAUUGCGAAAUCCGAUACACAAUGGACAUGCGUUGUUGAUGCAGGACACUAGAAAAUACCUUAUUGAAGAGCGUGGCUUCAAGAAACCAGUUCUUCUCCUGCAUCCUCUAGGUGGAUGGACUAAAGACGACGAUGUUCCUUUACCGAUUAGAAUACAACAGCAUCAGGCUGUCCUCGAGGAAAAUAUUUUGCACAAGGAUACUAUUCUCGCUAUUUUUCCGAGUCCUAUGUGUUACGCUGGUCCUACCGAAGUGCAAUGGCAUGCCAAAACUCGUAUGAUCGCAGGGGCAAAUUUCUAUAUCGUUGGUAGAGAUCCCGCCGGAGUGCCGCAUCCUGAUAAAUCCAGUACACCGGAUGGCAAUCUUUAUGACGCCACUCAUGGCGCACGCGUCCUUUCAAUGGCACCAGGCUUGCAAAAUCUUGAAAUUAUCCCUUUUAGGGUAGCUGCCUACGACACUAAAGCGAAAAAAAUGUCUUUCUUCGAAGCUGAACGGCAGCAAGAUUUUAUUUUUAUCUCCGGCACUAAAAUGCGCGCUUUGGCCAAAAAUGGGGAAGAUCCUCCCGAAGGUUUCAUGGCGCCGAAAGCAUGGAAAAUUAUCGCAAAAUAUUAUCAAACUGCGCACACAUGAAGACGAAUUAUCGGAAUAAAUAAUUGAUAUUUUUGUAAAUGACAUAAUAUAACUGAUACUUUUUUAUAUUGUAUACAUACAACAUUGAUAUU